AUGAAGCUUAAGGAGUUGAAGAGGACGGUAAACCCAUGCUGGUCGCCAUGCGAACAGUAUCCUGUGAUGCUAGCUACCGGCUCAGCGGCGCAGCAGGUUGAUGCUUCAUUUAGUUCCACAUCAUUGUUGGAACUAUACGGCCUCAACUUAGAGGAUCCUGGACUAGAUCUAGAAUUGAAAUCUAGCGUAGAGACGCAGCAUAAGUUUCAGAAGUUAGUGUGGUCCGGAGCUGGUGUUAUAGUUGGUGGCUGUGAUGGAGGCCUCCUGGAGUUCUACAGCGCUGACAAAUUGUUAAAAAAUGCUAGUGAUGCUCUACUAGGAAGUAGCACAAAGCAUAAUGGUCAUGUUUCCGCACUGGAUAUUAACCCUUACCAGAAGAAUCUUUUAGCUUCCGGUGCAUCUGAUAGUGAGAUCUUUAUCUGGGAUCUGAACAAUACCACACAGCCAAUGGCGCCUGGCAACCGAAGUCAGCCUCAUGAUCAUGUGCAAGGCUUAGCAUGGAAUCAACAAGUUCAACACAUUUUGGGUUCAACAUUUGCCACAAGAUGUGUUGUUUGGGAUUUGAGGAAGAAUGAACCAAUUAUGAAGUUAAGUGACUCGCAAUCUCGCACGCGUUGGCGCGCACUCGCUUGGCAUCCAUCUGUGGCGACGCAACUAUGCAUCGCUUCCGAGGACGAUCUAUCACCAGUUAUACAACUCUGGGACUUGAGGUUAGCGGCAUCGCCAUUAGCUACGUUGGAGGGUCACAACAAGGGUGUAUUAAGUGUAUCGUGGAGUCCCCACGAUGCUACUCUAUUACUAUCCGGUGGCAAAGAUGGAAGAGUACUUUGCUGGGAGCCCGAUCACACUGCACCGGGCCGGGCUCCAAUAGAGGUGUGGUCACAGCCUCAGUGGGUUUACGAAGUGUCUUGGAGUGGACGCGUACCAGGACUACUCGCCGCUGCUUCCUUCGAUCAACAACUAGCUGUUCAUACGCUGUUAGCUUCCUCAAUACCUGAACAGUCUAGUCAAUCAGCGCGCAGUAUAAUGGAUUCAUUCGGUGGUGCGGAAUCGUUCAACCAACUACCAGAAGUAAGGGCGGCGCCCCCCGCACCCCGCGCCCCCGCUCCCCAGCCUCCGAAAGCCCCCGCGUGGCUGAGACGACCCGUCGCUGCCAAACUAUCGUUUGGUGGCAAAUUGUUAACAUUUGAAAAAUGCCCACCAGAAGCUGGAUCACAGAGACUUGUUUAUAUCAGCCAGGUAGUAAGUGAACCAGAAUUAGUAGAACGAGCGGCACAAUUGGACUCUGUGUUAGGUUCUAGUCUCAGCAACGAUCCUAACGCAUCAGAACAACUUGCUGAAUACUGUCGGCAGCGUGGCGACGCGACGUCUGAUCAGAGCGAGCGCUACACAUGGUUCUUCCUGCGCGCAAACUUCCUUCCCUCAUUCCGGACAGAGGUGCUCAACUUGCUCGGUUUUAAACAAGAUGAUAUUCCUUCUAAAUUCAAGAAUUCAGUAUCAGCGGGUGAUCACGCGCAGCCUGAUUUAGCUGCGUUAAGUCGGGGUGAAUCAACUGAGACCGAGGCGGAGCUUUCUACUGAUACCAGUACGGAUCUCUCGGAUGCGCACACGUUGAUUGAAAGAAAACUUGCGAAUGUCGAUAUAGGAGGUCCCACAGUGUCAAAUGUUGUUAUACCCAAUGGUGAAGAUCCAACAAGUAUGAUAUGUCGAGCGUUAGUUUGUGGUAAUUUAGAAGAAGCUGUGGAAUUGUGUUUAGAAGCGAAGCGGGUCGCCGACGCCCUCGUAAUAGCUUCAUUAGGCAGUCAAGAUCUGUUGUACAGAGUGCAGAAGUAUCAUUUGCGACAGAGUGGGAAGGAUCCAGUGUCACUGGUUGCCGGUAGUCUGCUGCAAAGUCGCUGGGAUACAUUCGUACAAGCCGCUGCACCUAGCAGCUGGCGGCAUACACUCGCUGCACUCGUCACUCAUACAGAUGCCGAUACACUUGCUCACUGCUGCGAAAUGCUGGGCGACAAGUUGUCUUCGGAAUCAGAUUCUUCGUUACAAGAGGCAGCAUCGAUCUGUUACCUGUGUUCUAUGAGCGCGGACAGGUUGGUUUCGAGAUGGGCGCGGGUGGGGAGAGACGCCGCCUCAUUGGCUGCAUUGACUGAACGCGCUUUAUUAGCUAGGAGAGCGGCUGCUGCUAGAGGGCGACACUUGCAGGAGGGUAGUAAACUAGACGCGGUAUUGAAUGAGUACGCGUACCGUCUCGCCGCUCAGGGCUGUCUGCAGAGCGCGCUCAACUCAUUGGAAGGAUCGGCACAUUCUGAACUGCGACAACGGCUUGCGACAGCUCUGGGUCUGUUGCAGGAACAGCGGCAGCAACCGCAAGUUAGUCAAUUCAACCGUAACAGGACGUUCAGUGCGCAGUCUAACAAACGCGGCUCCGUUCCUCACACAGACAAUACAUAUAAUACAAUGCCUAAACCAUAUGAACAAAAACCAUGGCAACAAUCAUCAGUGCCAGCGGCUAGUACGUUCCCGCCACAGAACAGUUUCACGUCGCCGUUACAACCAUUACAAUCUCAGCCGUUACAACCUCAGCCGCUACAACCUCAGCCAUUACAACCUCAACCGCUACAACCUCAACCGCUACAACCUCCGCCACGACCAGGAAGUGUGGGUCCACAAUCGGGUGGUCUGACGAGUCGGUCUAAGUAUAAGGUGGAUCCGUCUGUAGCUUCCGCACCCCUUUACAACCAGUACAACUUCAACAACCAAUCGCAAUCGUAUGGAUACAACAGUCCGCUGCCCGAUCAGUACAAUUCGUCGAGUGUACCGAAUCCUAGCUUCACACCUGUCAACAAUAACUUGAAUACUAUGAAUCCGAUGAAUCCAAUGAACUCGGUAAAUGCUGCACCAUCGAACCCGGUGAAUCUAUUGAACCCCGGGCCAUUGAAUCCCGCUAACCAAGUGAACUCCGCUAUGAACGGCGGUUACUACGGUCAGGCGCCGGAACAAGCGAUUCCGGCCGAGCCGGUGAAACCCGUUGCGCCCGGUUGGAACGACCCACCGAUACUUUCGUCUAAACCUAAGCCCAAACAAGAAGUGCCAGCACAAGCGCCGAUCACCCAUCCCCUGUUUGGCGUAGAACCACCACAGCAUGUGCCUUUGACAGGUCCACAGUACGGACAAUAUCCUGGACAAACUUACCCGGGCCAACAAAUGCCCGGACAGUAUCCACCCCAGGGGAUGAACCAGCAAUACCCGCAGCAGCAGUACCCGGAUCAGAUGAAUCAGGCGUAUCAGCAACAAGGACGGGAGAGUCCAGCAGUGGCAGCGCCGCCGCCGGUAGUGAAAAAACCGAUUCCAGAGCAAUACUCGGCAAUGGUGAACGUCUUUGAGUAUCUGAGGAAUGAAUGCCAGAACAGGGCGACGCAACCGCAAAUGAAGAGGAAAUUAGAAGAUUUACAGAGAAAAUUGGAAUCAUUAUACGAUUUAUUACGAGAGAAUAGGCUAUCAGAGACCGCGUUAUCGACGCUACAGUCGUGCGCGAUGUUAGCUUCUCGCGGCGACACUGGUGGCGCCACAGCGGCGGCUAGCAGUCUUGCAGCGGGCGCUGAAUUCGCUGCCGUUGCUAGUUUCUUACCCGCACUCAAAGGAUUAUUGCAACUGGCCGGACAGAUGCAGAUCUACGCGCAAUAG
Messenger RNA from Diatraea saccharalis (sugarcane borer), 3681 nucleotides. The record is from the annotation of a GenBank genome assembly. NCBI's taxonomy places the organism in Eukaryota, Metazoa, Arthropoda, Insecta, Lepidoptera, Crambidae.